Molecule: messenger RNA, 2379 nt
Organism: Hymenoscyphus albidus
Lineage: Eukaryota; Fungi; Ascomycota; Leotiomycetes; Helotiales; Helotiaceae
Source: the annotation of a GenBank genome assembly
UGAAUCGUCAUUUCACUUCUCACCCGACGCUUUCUUUUCACAACCACCUCACCCCUCACCCGCCAAACACGACACCACACAAUGCUUGCAUUCACCAGAGACGUCGGCCGCUCUUACUUCUGACCCUUUCAUUUUCCAUUCACCACACAAACAAGUUGGAAGUAGACUGAGGCAUCAAGGUUCAUCAGCCCUUCAAAAACAUUGAGUCCACUGCCCCCCAGUCUCCGAUCUCCCACCACCCCGCCAAUCUACAACACAUACCACCUCAACUUUUAUCGUUUUCCAGACCUUGACCCGCUUCGUCUAGGAAGUAGAACAAGUUCCUGCGAGUACCAAGAACGCAACUGAUUCCCAACAUCGCAGCCAUGGAUUCAGACGCUGUGGAUAUGUUUGUGGCGGUUACUGGGAAGAGUCAAGCUGUGGCGAGACGGUAUCUGGAAAUGACCGAGAACAACGGAGAACAAGCAGUUGCACUAUUCUUCGAAUCUCCCGAUCUGGCUGCUGGAGCAGACGAACCCUCGGCCCCUCCUGUUCCUUCAAAUACACGACCGCAACCAGCCCCCGCAACUGGCCCGCGAAGCUCCAACCAAGUCAUAGAUCUCGAUGAUGAGGAUGAAGAUAUGGAGGAAGUCGAGGAGGAUGAGCAGGCUUCAGCCGCCGCAGCUAUCGGUCAGGCAGCAGAUUUCGAAGAUGACGAAGCCAUGGCUAGGAGAUUGCAAGAGGAGUUCUACGCAGGCGGUGAUGCAGCCGGAGGGUUUGAUGCAGACGGCGUUCGGGCACCCAUCGCAAGCACCAGAGAAACACUUAUGGGACCUGAUGCUGAUUGGGGCUCUGAGGAUAUACACCAGGCAGUUCAAUAUCAGAUGCAACGAAGAUUAGCACGCGGACGUGGUGGUAUGCUAUACUAAAACCAAGAGUCCUCUGGUUUUGCUAACUUUUAUUUAUUGCAGGACGAUCAGGUGUUUUCAAUCAACAAAACGACCCCUCGAUUUGGGAUGAUGCGGCCGCUGGUGGCAGCAGCAGUACUCCAUCACAAGCCACUGCAGGUGAAACAGUUGAUUCCAAAAGCGCCCGUCUUGCAAAAUUAUUUCGACCUCCUUUCGACCUUAUGAAACAAAUUCCAUGGGAUACUGCUCGGAAUAUGGGCAAAGAAGAGAAGAAGUGGAUCAUGGUCAAUAUUCAAGACCCGUCAAUUUUUGACUGUCAAUUGCUCAAUCGCGAUAUAUGGGCAAAUCAGGGUAUCAAUGAGCUCGUCCGGGAAAACUUUGUCUUUCUACAGUAUUCCAAGGACGACCCCCGAGCAAAUCAAUACCUGCAAUACUAUUUCCCGGGUCAUGAAAGCCCAGAUUCAUAUCCACACAUUUCCAUCAUCGAUCCACGAACGGGAGAGAAGAUGAAGACCUGGUCUGGACCGAAGAAGCUUGAUCCUGUCGAGUUCCUUAUGCAGCUCGUGGAGUUCUUGGAUCGUUACAGUCUCGACCCGUCGAUCAAGAAUCCAGUCGCGAAGCACAAGCCAGAAAAGCCAAAAGCAUUUGAUGUUGGGCGACUUACAGAGCAAGAGAUGCUUGAUCUGGCUUUAGAAAACAGUCUUUCGACUGGUUCAUCAUCUGGACCGAAGGAACACGACCCUGAUGAUCUUACCAAGAGUUUCGGAGAUGUAGGUAAGGGCAAAGGCAGAGAAGGCGAUGCCACAGAGGCUUCAAACGGGCAGGUGGAUGAGUCGGAAAUGGCAGCGCCGUCCACUUAUUCACGCAUCUUGUCGGAUAGACCUCACGUAGAGCCAGAACAAGGCCCUGGUGUUACCCGCAUUCAGUUCAGACAUGCCAAUGGAAGAGUUAUACGAAAGUUCAAGGUUGACGACCCCGUGAGCCGACUGUAUGAAUGGCUCAAGGCCGAUCCAUUGGAGGGAAAGAAGGGCAUCGCUUUCGACUUGCGAAUGAUGGGAAAGGACUUGAGCGAGGUGUUGGAGGAAACCAUCGCGGCCGCUGGUCUCAAGAACGGGACGGUAAUGGUGGAAUAUCUGGAGGAAUAAACUGGGAUUCGGGACUUUCAGCAUUCUGCAUCAUAUACGGCAUCAUAUCGUGGCGUUGGUGCUACAUAUUCAGCUUUCUGUUGAAUGCAUCUCUCUUUUGUCACGUCCUUAUCGUGGUUCUCGGCGCUGGAUCUACAUCCUCAGUAGCAUAGAUGGCAGGCUUGUCACUACAUUCAAGCGUAGAUGGCAAUGAAUGAAUGAAUCAAUAAUAAUAUACCAAGUAAUUUGCACCAGCACACACGUUGAUGAAUCUCAGUGGUGAAGAUGGUUUAUUCUUCAUACAGAGUUGCCUGAGUUGUAUUUUAAUAAGAAUAAUCUUCAUAUCCACAUCGGGUAAACAGCAUGAG